AUGUUGACCGGCUCCCGUUCUGACUGUUCCCCCACUUUGCCAGGCCUACCGAACGAGCUCACUGCCGAGAUCGCGGUUUGGGGCCAGCGCACAUGGCUUGAAGAGAGAUGCAACGCUCGCGCUGUUAUCAUUGAAACCGACCGCUUGACGCCUGUUGUCGUCGACCAAUAUGACUGUCGCGGUGUCACUGCAGGCGUAGUCAAGGGUUGUUUGGCAGAUGGACCGCUCCUGCCGCAACAGCCGGCGCACGCACUCAUGCACACUUCUUCCGGCCUUUCUCGUGCCUUGCGAGAUGUUAAAUCGGUCUGGGAAAGGACCGCCAAUACCCUUGUGCACGCUGUGGCUUGCAUGGCCGGGAAACGGGCCGUUCCACCCCCUGCGUUGAUGAGCGCCGGUGCUCGAUUCUCGUAUCAGACCGACGUACUCGUGGCGGAAAAUGUGUGCUCUUGCAUUAUCGCUGGGAUUCAAGCGUUCUAUCCCACCCUCCGCAUCGUCAAGCUAUCCCUCCCGUGGGCUUAUGUCUCAGAGCUGGGGAAGACCUCCGUCUCCACGUUCUUCCGAGACCAUCACAGUCAAGACGCCAGCCCUCUCGAAUACUUUGACGUAGUGCUCCACGACGACGUCCAUCACAAUUCUGAGUUUCUAUCGCCGUAUCGCAGUCCUUCCUUGCGUUCCUGUCGCGUAGGGAGGACUUCGUUCUUCUUUUAUGGGCCGUUACUGGAAACUCUGAAUAUCGCAUUCUCCUUCGGGAGCAACAAUUACCUUGGGCCCAGUUUUCUGAAUGCCCUGAUUCAUUGCGUGCAACUACAGUUCCUAACUCUAGACGGCGGGUCUUGCGAAAUCAUAGAAUCUGCCAUGGGAGACGAGUUCUAUGACGAGAUGCCGAACGUGGUCAGUCUUCCGUCGCUUCGAUAUCUCCGCCUCGUAUUGAGAGCGGACGUCGGAACCUUGUUGCUGGGGCGCCUGGACCUGCCAGCGGACAUUGACGCCCAUCUGGAACCGGUGACGGCGUGGCGCGCCGCGGCCGAACAUAAAGAGGAAGUCAACUUCUCGUCCGUCCCUGGGGCUGCGAUGCUGUGGCAAUACGCGAUGUCUCUGGGAGCGUCGGCUUGCACUCCCACGAUUUUCAAUCAUCCCGCGCAAUUCGCGUUGCCACCAGAUGGUCUUGAAGAAGACAUCAUACGUGCCCUAUCUACGGCAGUCAUUAAAAUUGUCAUCGAUCCGGUCUCUCUGCGCUCCGUGAACGAAAGCGAUAUGUUUCCCGAGAGCAUCACCUUCAUGCUAGCGGCUGGAAUCCAGGAUGCGAAUGAGAUCCUCAGGGAUGCCACGCAACCGUCGACGCCAAGCCUACCAGGAGAAGGCAAGAUACUGCUCCGACAAUCGCUAACGGUCAGGGAUGCAGCGGUUGCAGCGCAUGAUCGUGACCCGAGGGUACAUCGUUGGCCACUAGGGCUUGGAAACAUGCUGAUUCAGCACAUUGCCGACGUUCUUGUGUCCGGUUAUGGGCGGACUUCUCAGCGCGGGCUAAGCAACAUCACUAAUAUCAUCGUGGACGGGACAUUGUGGAUGUCGCAGACGUGUAGCGAUUGGGCGAAGAUUCUGAACCCUUUCGACAACGCGGUCCACCUUACAAUUUGUCGGCAUGGGCACAUAAAUGUCGAGGCUCUAGUAGUAUAUCUUCAAAGCCAGGACGGUGCCCACCGACUUCCGAGACUUCAAACAAUCGAUUUACCGCUCUCUGAGCGGGGCACGGCAAACGGAACACAGUCGUAUGUCCGGGAAUUGGAGGCUAGUACUAAUCAGUUGCCGCGGUUGCAAGCGGGAGCGCUGCGCAUCCGAUGGAGGGUUGGCCCAUGA
Molecule: messenger RNA, 1857 nt
Organism: Peniophora sp. CBMAI 1063
Lineage: Eukaryota; Fungi; Basidiomycota; Agaricomycetes; Russulales; Peniophoraceae
Source: the annotation of a GenBank genome assembly